Colletotrichum navitas is the source of this 330-nucleotide messenger RNA. RefSeq lists its product as uncharacterized. The transcript has a single exon. NCBI's taxonomy places the organism in Eukaryota, Fungi, Ascomycota, Sordariomycetes, Glomerellales, Glomerellaceae. The coding region runs from base 1 to 330 and encodes 109 amino acids. The record is from RefSeq and is a predicted model, not a curated record.
AUGUUUUUCUUCUUCCCCGGAACAGACUGCCGUGUCCUUGCAAUGAAACCAGAAUGCCAGAGACAAGUUACCGGCACGCUAUUGACAAAACAGGGACUCGAUAUGACCGAGUUGGCGGAACCUCCCGUUUAUCUGGAGUCGUCUGAGGAGGGUUUCGGUCUUUACAAACAGUCGGGUUUCGAGAUGCUCAGUGAGAAGAUUGUGCAUCGCGCAGGGCUACUUUGCGCUGAAAGGGACGUUGAAGUCUCUCUGAUGGUGAAGAUGCUAUCUAUUCUCGCGGGACUGGGUUUUGAGGAAUGGCGUGCUCAAGGAGAUCCGCCUUUCAAGUGA